This is a messenger RNA of Brettanomyces bruxellensis, 981 nucleotides long. RefSeq names its product Elongation of fatty acids protein (gene ELO3). The transcript has a single exon. The record is from RefSeq and is a predicted model, not a curated record. Gene Ontology annotation, cellular component: endoplasmic reticulum membrane. NCBI's taxonomy places the organism in Eukaryota, Fungi, Ascomycota, Pichiomycetes, Pichiales, Pichiaceae. Bases 1 to 981 code for a protein of 326 amino acids. Gene Ontology annotation, molecular function: fatty acid elongase activity. Gene Ontology annotation, biological process: very long-chain fatty acid biosynthetic process; fatty acid elongation, polyunsaturated fatty acid; fatty acid elongation, saturated fatty acid.
AUGUCGCAAGAGAUUCAAGAGGUGUUUACCGAAACUUCACUCCUUAAGUUCGGCCCACCAACACCUAGUCAUCCAUUUGGAGUUGAACUAUGGCCAUUUUUCAACAAGGCUUUUGAAUUUGUUGUUGGUUACCCUGCCGAACAGUUCAAAUUUGUUCCAAAUGUUACAUUUAUGGCAUCUCCCAAGGAAGCCAUCUUGACGAUUAUUGCCUAUUACAUCGUCAUUUUUGGUGGACAGGCGAUCCUGCGUGCCGUUAAUGCUAAACCCGUGCAUCUCAGUUUCAUCUUCCAGGUGCAUAACAUGAUUCUUACUAUUGCUUCGUUGGUUUUGCUUCUUCUAAUGGUUGAGCAAGUCUUUCCUCUAAUUUACUACCACGGACUUUUCUACGCUAUUUGCUCCAAGGAGGCAUUCACACCUAAACUUAUCACCUUGUACUACUUGAACUAUCUUGUCAAAUUCUACGAGUUGUUGGAUACCAUCUAUUUGGUGCUCAGAAGAAAGCCUUUGAAGUUCCUCCACACUUAUCAUCACGGUGCAACUGCUUUGCUUUGCUACACUCAAAUUAUUGGCCACACGUCUGUUGAGUGGGUUGUCAUUACUCUGAACUUGUUUGUUCACGUGCUGAUGUACUUUUACUACUAUCUCUCAUCAUUGGGAAUUCAUGUUUGGUGGAAACAGUGGGUCACAAGAGUCCAGAUCAUCCAAUUCUUGAUUGAUUUGGUCUUUGUCUAUUUCGCAACAUAUACCUACUAUGCCAACCGUUUCUUCAACGACUAUCUUCCAAAUAUGGGUACCUGCUACGGAACUCAGGAUGCUGCCGCCUAUGGAUACCUCAUUUUGUCUUCUUAUUUGCUUCUUUUCAUCUCUUUCUAUAUCAAUGCCUAUAAGAAGCCUAAGAAGGCCACCAAGAGCACUCCAAAGAAGGUUGAUGUUGAUGAAAAGCCUGCCGCUAGAAAGGUUUCUAAGUCUAGAAAGGCCUGA